Adineta steineri is the source of this 3804-nucleotide messenger RNA. NCBI's taxonomy places the organism in Eukaryota, Metazoa, Rotifera, Eurotatoria, Adinetida, Adinetidae. The record is from the annotation of a GenBank genome assembly.
AUGAGUGAAUAUAAUGCUGAUAUCCGGCACGAUGAAUGUUGUGGUAUGUCAAUAAAUGAUAAUGAGGAUGAUGAUAUAUUUGAUGAUGUAGAUAAUAUCAAUGAUUCUGAAGAAGAUCAUCGUGUUAUUACUGUUGGUAUAUGUGCUCAGUGGAAGAAAAUUAAAGCAAAACCAAUGGAAGAAAUUUUACAUCGUUUAGAACACUUUGAAUCUCUUCGUAUAGUUAUAUUUCCUGAAACAACUAUACAUGAAAAACCUAUUGAAGAAUGGCCAUUUUGUCAUGUUUUAAUUAGUUUUCAUAGUAAAGGUUUUCCACUUGCUAAAACACAAGAAUAUGCACGUCUUCAUCGACCAUAUCUUAUUAAUGAUCUUGAUAAACAAUGGUGUAUUAUGGAUCGCGUUAAAGUACAUGAAAUACUUGAAGAUGCUGGUAUUCCACAACCUCGAUAUGGUGUACUUCGAAGACAUCUGAAUAGUGAUGGUACAUGGACAACCUUAUCUAAUGUUAUUGAACAAGAUGAUCAAAUUGAAAUUGAUGGUGAAAUAUUUCAUAAACCAUUUGUGGAAAAACCUGUAUCAGCUGAAAAUCAUGAUGUCUACAUUUAUUUUCCUUUAUCAGCUGGUGGUGGAUCACAGAGAUUAUUUCGAAAGAUCGGUAGUCGAAGCAGUGUGUAUACAUCAGAGAAUAAUAUUCGUAAAGAUGGUUCCUAUAUUUAUGAAGAAUUUAUGCCAACUGAUGGUACAGAUGUUAAAGUAUAUACAGUAGGUGCUGAAUAUGCUCAUGCUGAAGCAAGAAAAUCUCCUGGACUUGAUGGUAAAGUUGAUCGUGAUGAAUUUGGUAAGGAAGUACGUUAUCCAGUUAUAUUACGUGCUGAUGAAAAAUUAAUUGCAAUGAAAAUAUGUUUAGCAUUUAAACAAACUGUAUGUGGUUUUGAUUUACUUCGUGUGGAAGGGAAAUCUUUUGUAUGUGAUGUGAAUGGAUUUAGUUUUGUUAAAAAUAGUACAAAAUACUAUGAUGAUUGUGCUUCCAUUCUUGGACAUAUGAUAAUGCGUGAAUUAGCACCAACAUUAUCAAUUCCAUAUCCAUUAGCUUAUCAACCAGAAGAUCCACCAUUUGUACCAACUGCUUUUGGUACGAGAAUGGAACUUCGAUGUCUUAUUGCAGUUAUUCGACAUGGUGAUCGAACGCCAAAACAAAAAAUGAAAAUGGUCGUUUUACAUCCAUUGUUUUUUCAAUUAUUUGAAAAAUAUAAUGGACCGAAAAAUGGUCAUCUUAAAUUGAAACAUCCUGGUCAACUUCAAGAAGUUCUUGAUAUUGCACGAACAUUACUCAAAGAAUUAGAUGAUAAUCGAUUAACUAAAUUUCCAAAUUCACCUGAAACAAAAGGAAAAUUACUUCAACUUAAACAAGUACUCGAAUUAUACGGUCAUUUUUCUGGUAUUAAUCGUAAAAUUCAAUUAAAAUAUUUACCAAAAGGUCCACCGAAAAAAUCCAGCAGUGAAGAUGAAUUUGAUGAUAUACCAUGUCAACCAUCAUUACUCUUAGUAGUUAAAUGGGGUGGGCAAUUAACUCAAACAGGCAGAAAUCAAGCCGAAGCACUUGGCCGAGCAUUUCGUAAAAUGUAUCCAGGUGGUCAAAGUGCGGGUGGUGAUCGACCGGAUGUGGGUCUUCUUCGUUUACAUUCAACAUUUCGACAUGAUUUAAAAAUUUAUGCAUCGGAUGAAGGGCGUGUACAAAUGACAGCUGCAGCAUUUGCAAAAGGUUUAUUAGCACUUGAUGGUGAAUUAGCACCCAUUCUUGUACAAAUGGUUAAAAGUGCGAAUACAAAUGGUUUACUUGAUAAUGAUCUUGAUGCAACAAAAGAACAACAAAAAGUUAAACAAACUUUACAUGAUCUUUUAGGAAAAGAUCGACAAUUUACAAAAGAAGAUUAUGAUAAAAUAGCACCAACUUGUUCACGUUCAUUUCUAACAUCAAUGGAUUUUAUUAAAAAUCCGGUUGUUAUUUGUCGAAAAAUUUUUGAGUAUAUUCAUGAAAUGACUGUGCUCAUUCGAGAUCAUUUACUUAAAGGCGGAUCAGAAACUCUCUUUCAUUCUGAAACAUUGGAUCUAUGUUUACGACGAUGGUUAAAAUUAGAAAAAGAUUUUUAUAAUGUUCAAAAAGAUAAAUUUAAUAUAUCAAAAGUUCCUGAUAUAUACGAUUCAAUAAAAUAUGAUUUAUUACAUAAUAAAAAUAAUCUUCAAUUUCCACAUGCAGAAGAUUUAUAUGUAUGUUCAAAAGCAUUAGCUGAUCUUGUUGUACCACAAGAAUAUGGAAUGACAAUAGAAGAAAAAUUAAGUAUUGCUCGUGGAAUUGUUACACCAUUACUUCGAAAAAUUCGAGCAGAUCUUCAAUGUAAUUUAACCGGUGUUUUAACUCAUGAUGAACAUGUUAAUAAACUAGAUCCUAGCUAUUCAAAAGGUAUUCAAACACCAGGUCGACAUGUUCGUACACGAUUAUAUUUUACUAGUGAAUCCCAUGUACAUUCUCUUUUAACAAUAAUUCGUUAUGGUGGUUUACUAGAUACAUCAACAGAUGAACAAUGGAAACGUUCUAUGGAUUAUCUUGAAACAGUUUCUGAAUUAAAUUAUUUAACUCAAAUUGUUAUUAUGUUAUAUGAAGAUUCGAGUGAAGAAGAAGAUUCAGAAAAACGAUUUCAUGUUGAAUUACAUUUUUCACCCGGUGCAUAUGGCUGUUUUGAUGUACCACCUGAAAUUGAUUCUGUGACUUCAGAUGUAAAUACUAUUCGUACAGUUUUACCAAAGAGUCAUCGAGAAGCAGCACAUAGUCCACCAAGACAUCAAACAAAACCACCUGUAUUAGAAACAUUACCAGAAACAACGAAUAAAUCCUUACCACAAAUAAUUAAUCCGGUACCAACUAUUGUCACAUUCGAUUGUACUUCACCACCCAUGAAUACUGAAAAGACAAAUCCAAAAAUGAUUACAGAACCAUUUCCGGUAAAAACUUAUCAUAGAAAAAGUGACGGAAUAAUAACAAAUUGUUCAUCGCAACCGAUUGAUUCGGAAGAAUUACAUUCAACUUCUGUACCACGAUCAUCACACUACGACAAUUAUAUGUUAAAACCAAAAUCUCUUGACACUAAUGAAUCAAAAUUACACCAAUUAACCGAACAGAAAUUCGAGAAACCUUCUGUAUUCUCUAAUGGAAUACAUCAGACAUCAAAUACAAUAUUUGGUCUUUGUCCAACAAAAGCUCAGAAUCAAUUUAGUUUAUUAUCUGCUCCUGAACUUUCACGUCGUAAUUCGGGUACACUAUCCCAAUCGAUAUUAACACAUAAUUAUUAUAAUACAAUUCAUGGUGGUGGUGCAGAUAAAAGACCUUUUACUUAUAUGCCGUUAUCGAGUAUAUUCAGUACAAGAGUUAUUAGUGGUGCAAAAUCAACACCAGAUCUUAAUAAAUUACUCGAACGAAAACAAGCUGGAUUAAUAUGUCCAGAAACUGCUGUUCUUGCUCCAUUAGAAACGUUAAAUACGAAUUUAAAUUAUAAAAUUCUUGAUGAUUUUAUUGGUAAAAUGACAAGUUCAACAUUUAAAUUUUUAUCGAAUGAUAUAUCCACUGUUUCACUACCAUUUCUACUUCCAGACGCAUCGAUAAACCGUUUUAGUGUUGAAUCUGUUGAUACAACGAAUAGUAUUUAUGGGAAUGAUAAAAAAGUUCGUCUAGGUUAUAUUAAAUCACCACAGUAUUCAAUCGAUACAAUCAAUGAAUUACCAGAACGAACAAUUGAUGAAGAACGUUAA